Messenger RNA from Vicia villosa (hairy vetch), 3381 nucleotides. RefSeq lists its product as uncharacterized. The record is from RefSeq and is a predicted model, not a curated record. The coding region runs from base 1 to 3381 and encodes 1126 amino acids. Gene Ontology annotation, cellular component: cytoplasm; nucleus. NCBI's taxonomy places the organism in Eukaryota, Viridiplantae, Streptophyta, Magnoliopsida, Fabales, Fabaceae. Gene Ontology annotation, biological process: protein import into nucleus. The transcript has 19 exons. Gene Ontology annotation, molecular function: nuclear import signal receptor activity.
AUGGCGUCAACAUCUAGCUCCGCCUCAACUCACAAGCCUCCGUUGCAACCUCCGCCAGAAUCUCACCUACGCGAUCCCUUCGAGCCAGACAUAAACCCGCCACCGCGCAACUACUUGGAAGAAAGAGUGUUCAAGAGAAGGCGCAUUGAAGAAGCCCAAGACAAAUCUCUCAUCCACGGCUUGGAACUUCAACAACACGCAGCAAAAUUACUCGAACCCGUCGACCUCUCGCCGCUGCAAGAAGCAGUUGAUGAAUACGCUGAAACCAAGAAAGAAACGUUAAUGACAAUUUUCAAAUCAUUCGCGCUUCAUUACCCUAAUGCAUUCUCAUUCAAGCUCGCCAAAAUCCUCAAACUCCACCCUCCGCUUCGAACGCGAAUACAAACCGUUGCUCUUCUUCUUGAAGUUCUUCCUGAAGGAGUAAACAGUUCAAUGCAUUCCUCUAUCAUGGUUCAACUCAAAGAGCCUCUUCUUCAUUCACUCAAGGUGGAAUCUGAAGAAAUUGUGUUUCCUUCGCUAUGCGAAAUGAUUGGCAUCCUCGCUGAUAGGUUGCAUCAGUUCUCUCUCGGCAGUUGGGAGGAGCUUCUUCAGUAUGCUUGCGAUUGCAUUUCUGGAAAAGCGGAAUCGAAUAUUAAGAAAGGGCUUUUGUUGUUAACGGAGCUUUCGGAGAAUGCUUUUCUAAAUAGGGAGUUCUGGUUGAAUCAAGGGAGGUUUGAUCUCGUCUUCUCAAACAUCUUGGAAUUGAUUUACUCGAUGGAUCGGGAAUUGAAGAAAUUGGCAUACAAUGCAGCGUUGUCGUUGAUGGUAUUGUCGAAAGGUCUUCUGAGAACAGAAAUAUGUGACGUUCUCUUGCCGAUUUUGUUGAAUAUCAUUGACGAACACGGGGAAGAAGAGAUUCUGGAGGAUAGGGUUAAACGUUUGAAGGAUUUAGUAACGCAGGAAGAUGGUUAUAUUUUUGAGGGGAAACACGGGGAAGUGUUUUGGUGCAUGAUUCGAGUAGCAGAGAUAGAAAAUGUGAGCGAGGAACUGGUGCUUGUUGCAGUUAGUAUUCUCAAGGAGCUUGAUGCGGCGGAUCAGAAAGAGAUGGUAAAUAUGAUUGGGAAUCUUUCUCAUGAGGAUGUAAGGAGGGUGCUUGCGGUUUCUUUAAGCCUUUUGUCGUGUGUUGAUGAUGAUGAUGAUGAUCCUCUUUGGUAUGACAAUAAGGAUUGUGAUGACUAUGGGAUGACAGAUGCUUUCAACUAUGGGGUCUUCUUGUUCGAUUCACUCUCUUUAGACGGGGAUGAAGGUGUGUUUGUUCCCACGACAACUGAGACGAUAACCAUGCACUAUGCAUCUCAUGUUGAUUGGCGCCUCCGUCAUGCAGCAAUGCUUGCCAUUGGUUGGAUCAUAGAGAGAAACAUCAGUGUGGACAUGGUGCAGUACUUUGACCAAGUUGUGAAUCUGGUUCUUAAGUCACUAGAUGAUCCGGACUCCCGAGUACUUUGUGCUACUAUGAAUGCAAUUAAGUGUUUGACUGAAUAUAAGGAACUAUUAAUGAAUGGCCGGUAUCACAAGAAGUUAUUGGCUAAACUAGUUCCCUCAAUUAGAAGUUACUCUUGUGCCCGUGUACAGAGAUAUGCUGUGAUUGCUGUUCGAUCCUUGGUAAAUAUUUGCGGCUUAGAUGAAAUAUCACCUUUUGGGGAAUUUGUAGCAUCAUUACAUGCAUUUCUUAAUCAUGAAGAUCCAAAGUUACCGGAGGAAGCUAUUGAUACCCUGAGACUCUUUGCAGUUUUAAUGCCGAGAACUUUUCGCCAAAAUUAUUACGAUACCACAAUGGAAGCACUGAAAGUCAUUGUGUUUAAUAAGCAAAGUUUAUUUAGACUGUUGGUCCUUGCCAAAUAUCUAGAAUGCAUGGUAUAUCUUGUAAGGAAAGUUGGGCCAGAUAACUUCAAAGAGCAAGAAGCUAUUCAGGUCAUGGAAUCUAUAAUAUCACUUGAAGGAAAAUUGAGCAAUACAGAACACACGACAAAAUAUAUCAUCUUAAAGGUUCUGGAUCAAAUCUGUCGAUGCCCGAGAGUGAGUAUUGACAAAUUUACUGAUAAAAUUAUUCCAAUGUUGCUUGGAUCUGCCCAACUCUGUCUUGACUUAACGGUUGCUAAACUCAAGGAUGAUCAUAACAAGCGUUUAAUUGAAAACAUGAUGGUUCUGGUUUGUAAUACUUUGUCAUAUUGUGCUGUUCGGUCCUCUAAAAACUUUUCCCCCUACAUUACCAAGGUUGUUAUAUUAUUUGUGCGCAUUCUUGAAUGUUCUAACUUUCAAAUUCGCAAGACUGCUAUUUCAGGUCUUCCAAACCUGUUACUCUCACUUAAAGUAGGAGACACAAAUAAUGACAUUAAAAGUUAUCGGACUUUCUUCAUUCUGCGAACUGUGGUUGACUUGUUGAAGAAGGUAUUUGGUUAUCCCUCUAACGUAACUGAUAAGGUUGUUACUACAAUAAUAUUGAGGUCACUUGUCAAAUGCAUUCAGUCUUCUAGUUCACUUUUCGAUGAUUCUUUGAUCAAGUUUAUUGCUGACGAGAUAAAAGAUACAGUACAAAAGAUUACUAAAAUUGGAACAAUGAAAGAACAAGGAGUUGGAACUUUGGGAGGUAGAUGUGAAUCUUUACCAACAGAAGAUACACUUCAGCAUAUAGUUCACUUAAUAGCAACAUUUGUUGAAACAUUUAAAGACAGAUUCAUGCUACAUGCUGAUGACCUCGCGUCAAAUGUUGUCGUGCUUUUGGCAGAAGACAAUCCAGAUAGAGUGAUAGCUUUUGGAAUUGCCAUUUUUAAUGUUAUCUUGCCACUUUUCCCGGACAAAUUGCCUCUGUAUCAUGACAGAUAUAAUUCAGCCUCCAGUUUUGCUUUAAAGGAAAAUUAUCCUUGUUCCAAGCCGCAUGCUAUAGCGGCAAUCGGUAUUUGCGCUAUGUUUGGAGGAGAUCGAUUUAAAGACUUUGUUGAUGCCGGUAUCUACUACCUAUAUGUUGAAAUGAAGAAAAGUCUUUCAAUUGAUAAACCAUUUGAAGAUAGAGAUGUAAGGUUAUGUGAUACUGCAGUUGCAGCCCUUGGAAAAAUCUGUGAAUUUCAUGGUGACAGUAUAGACCCUAAGGUGUUUCAGAGAUGGUUAAGCUUCUUGCCAUUAAAGCAGGAUUCCAUUGAAGCUAGAUAUACACAUGGGCUGCUUUCUAAAUUGAUACAGAGGUCUGAUGAAUACCUAUUUGGAACUAACAAUGAGAAUCUUCCCGAGAUUAUUUUAAUAGUAAAACAAAUCUUAUCUGGACCUCACCGUCUGGGAACUGAAGAAGCUAUCAGUUUGAUGAUUGACUUCAUAGAACAACAUGGUGGAAUGAAAAUUGAAAUAUGA